AUGACCAAUGGGCAGAUUGCCUCGAGAAGAGGAGGGUCUUGGACAAAGGUCGCCAUUUUUAUCUCUCUCUAUGUCUUGCUUCUGGAAUCCGUCAUUGAGUGGGCUCUUGUACUCUAUCUCUAUGGAAAUGGACGUGUCGACCGAAAAAUGACGCCGAGCUUGAUCCUUGCUCUAGUAGCUUCUUUUCUCACUGUACCACUUGUCGUUCUUCAUAGCCUUCUCGCAUGGCAGUAUAACAAAGUCCCAGGCUUUGGAGGCCAGAAGACAAUGCUGCGUGCCGCCUGCACUUAUCUCCUGCGAGUGACAGUUAUUAUAUGGCUAGCGGCUAGUGUGGCAGGCCUAGUAGUGAUCUCACAGCAGGCAUCCUGCCUCCCUGAAACUGCGAAGGGUAGCUUUUGGAAUACUGGCGUCAGCUGCGCUCUUCAUCGGGCUGCGGUCAUAAACCUCGCUUAUGUCGAGGAGAAAGAGGGGGUGGCUUCUGCACCGGUCGAUUCUGAAACCCGAAGGCCACCAAAUAGUCAAGCUCCUCCUACAAGCACCCAGACUCGACCAACCUCCUCGAACUCAUCUGAUGCACCCGAGGUCGUGCUACCUGCGCCUUUCAAGGUACAGAGAUCUAACACAACUCAUACUGCACCGAUUCCUCGCACCAUCCAUCGCCACCGACCGAGUUAUACAAUCGUCCCACCAAACCCAUUGGCGUGGCACCCUGUUAAUAGAGUUGCCAGCCACAGAGCCUCCGUGGUGGAGCCUGAUAAUCAUAUGCGUCAUAACCGGGGACCUAAGGAACGACGACAAAGUCGGCAUUAUCAAUUCGAGCAAUCGCACGUACCCCGCCAUACCAGAAGUUAUCAUCAACCGCAUAGCCGGUACAACUACCGUGGCCGGUACGAACCACGUCGCAUGUCCUCACAGUCUCGAAGGAGCGAUAUCGAAAUUCACUAUCCCAGCACGCGAAGGCCACGCAGCACUACAUGCGGUGGACUCGGGCCUGCAGGAGCUCUGGACAGCAUCCGAGAAUCAGGCGCAUCGGUGGAUGAAACUCGGGACAUUAUUCCUAAUGCCAACACAUAUCGUGGUGCCCAUCGUACAAGUAUGGCUGCAUUAUGA
Messenger RNA from Aspergillus pseudonomiae, 1110 nucleotides. RefSeq lists its product as uncharacterized. The record is from RefSeq and is a predicted model, not a curated record. The coding region runs from base 1 to 1110 and encodes 369 amino acids. NCBI's taxonomy places the organism in Eukaryota, Fungi, Ascomycota, Eurotiomycetes, Eurotiales, Aspergillaceae. The transcript is spliced from 3 exons.